AUGACAGAAGCGGCACGAUCUGGGAAAUGGCCAUAUAUACGUACAUUGCCGAAGCAGUUCCCACCAUGGCCACAAGAUCCCUCGAAAGGCAUCUGGGGCGUGCAGCAUCUGCUCCACCCGUCAAAUCCCGAUCAUCUCACAUUCGCAAGAUCGUACUUUGACAGCGAGCUUCUGAAGUACGUCGCAGCACUAAUUGGGUGUGGCGAGGACGAUUUGACCAUGGAAUUAUACAACAUGCUGGUUCGACCAGACGAGGACUUCAGUCUGCGCUGGCAUAGAGAUGAUGUCGCAGCUACCGCAACGCCUGAAGAAGAGCUCGAGCGAUUGAAGAAGCCAGGGCAUCACGCACAGUGGAACCUUGCACUGUACGACGACAGCAGCCUUGUACUUGUGCCUGGAUCGCAUAAACGCGCACGCACUGAGACGGAACGAAAUGCGGACCCGUACGAAGUACACAUGCCCGACCAGAUUACUGUGCAACUCAAGGCAGGCGAGGUGGCCUUCUACAAUAACAACAUCCUACAUCGCGGCGUGUACGACAGUUCGAAAGAAAGGAUGACGUUGCAUGGAAGUAUAGGAACGACACAUGCGGGGAGCGAGCGAGCGAGGAAUGUGUUGCAGCACGGUGUCGGUGAUUGGGCCAAGGAAUACGAUUUCGAGGGAUUUGAACCUGACAUGGCAGAAAGGGCGAAGAAGAUGAGAGAGAGGCUCGUGGAGAUGGGACAGAAGAGCGGAGAUGUUGGCUUUUUCUCGAAGGAUGAAUGA
This is a messenger RNA of Alternaria ethzedia, 765 nucleotides long. RefSeq lists its product as uncharacterized. The transcript is spliced from 2 exons. The record is from RefSeq and is a predicted model, not a curated record. The coding region runs from base 1 to 765 and encodes 254 amino acids. NCBI's taxonomy places the organism in Eukaryota, Fungi, Ascomycota, Dothideomycetes, Pleosporales, Pleosporaceae.